Aspergillus homomorphus CBS 101889 is the source of this 2646-nucleotide messenger RNA. RefSeq names its product anaphase promoting complex subunit CDC16. The transcript has 2 exons. Gene Ontology annotation, molecular function: protein binding. The record is from RefSeq and is a predicted model, not a curated record. Lineage: Eukaryota; Fungi; Ascomycota; Eurotiomycetes; Eurotiales; Aspergillaceae. Bases 274 to 2571 code for a protein of 765 amino acids. Gene Ontology annotation, biological process: cell division.
CCCUCAUAUUCUUCCUGACCGUCUGACCUCCUUCCUUCCCCAAUUCUCCAUAGGACCACAGAGCCCGCGCAGGAGCCCGUUGAUGACUGCUUGACCGCCAUUCUCUCUCUCUCUGUCCAGUCAGUUCUGUUGUUUAUCCGCCGCCAAAAACAUCGUCGCCCCUCCAACCCGCCGCAUGCCUCUCGGUCGAUGGAUCGAUGCGACCGUUGUGCCCGCCCUCGUCCAUAAAUCCCCAACAAUCCCUGUCUUGUCUCCCACGUGCGUGUCUCGGUCAUGGAAAGAUUCUUGCGCUCCUGGCGCCAGGAUGCGUUGAACCGAGGCCAGCAUGAUGCUGCCAUCUACAUCGGCGACAAAGUGCUGGCUCUGACCAACAGUGACUCGGACGCCUUCUGGCUAGCUCAGGUUCAUUUCUCGAACAACAACUAUGCCCGCGCCUUGGCCCUCCUCUCCCGCAAAGACCUCAUCUCCCGGAGCACGGCUUGUCGCUACCUCGCCGCACACUGCUACAUUAAACAGAACCAGUUCGAGCAGGCGCUCUCUGUUCUUGGUGACCACAACCCAACCCAUCUGAUCCGCAGCAACAACAGCCGUCGCAAGCUGCAGCACCUCAACGGCCAAAGCCAUGUCACCUUGCGGAAUGGAAAGACGACGGCAUCGCGGAUCGAUCGCAGCGAGGAGCGGGAGAAGGAGGAUGCAAAUAACGUACGAUUCGAGGCAGCCAUGUGCUAUCUGAGGGGGCUCUGUUUUGCCAAACAGAAUGCGUUCGACCGUGCGCGGGAUUGUUACAAGGACGCCGUCCGGAUCGAUGUGCAGUGCUUCGAGGCCUUUGACCAGCUCAUGAAGAACUCGCUCAUGUCGCCGGCCGAGGAGCUGGAGUUCCUCGAAUCUCUUGAUUUUGAUUCCGUCGCCAGUCCCGAACCGGCUGUGGCGCAAGAGGCGGCCCAUUUCACCAAAAUGCUAUACACCACCCGACUGUCCAAGUACUCCUCCCCUACAAUCCUAUCAGACGCGACCGAAACUCUCUCGACGCAUUAUAAUCUAUCGGAGAAUCCCGACAUUCUGCUCUCGCGUGCAGAGGCCCUGUAUACUCAAUGCCGGUUCGCACAGGCACUUGAACUCACCUCAUCUAUCCUAUCCACGUCUCAAUCAGGUGCAUCGUCGACACCAACGACAGCGGUAAUGCAUGUGUCGGCUCAAAGCCACCUCGGACACCCGCCUGCAGUGUACCCCUUGCAUCUGGCUUGUCUCUACGAAACUGGGGCAACGAACGCGCUCUUUCUACUGUCGCAUACGCUCGCCGACCACGCUCCGGAGGAGUCGUAUACCUACCUCGCCAUCGGCGUUUACUACUUGUCAGUGUCCAAGAUCGCCGAGGCACGGCGGUUCUUCUCCAAAGCGUCCUUGCUGGAUCCCCAUUCGGCGCCAGCAUGGAUUGGCUUUGCCCACACCUUCGCUGCAGAAGGAGAACACGACCAGGCGAUUGCCGCGUAUAGCACAGCGGCGCGGCUCUUCCAGGGCAGCCAUCUGCCUCAGCUGUUUCUGGGCAUGCAGCAUCUCGCACUUAACAACAUGUCCCUGGCACAAGAAUACCUUUCGGCGGCAUAUUCGAUGUCCACCGGCGACGCGACGGGGUCUGCGCCCGUCCUCCGUGCCAACCCAUCUUCCGAGCUGACCUCGCUUGGCGGCGAUCCCUUGGUCCUCAACGAGCUUGGUGUCGUCUUCUAUCACCAAAACCACCUAGAGGCAGCCGUAGAAUUAUUCCGCCGAUCUCUUGGCCUGGCUACAUCGCUCCAAUGUGAGCCCGGGGCUUGGGUGGCGACGCGGGCAAACCUGGGACAUGCAUUGCGUCGCAUAGGACGAUUCUCGGAGUCGCUGACGGAGUUCGACGAAUGUCUUCGUAUUGGCGCGGCGGGGGCAAGCUUCGGGUACAGCCCGUUCUUGGGGGGCAGCGGCGGGAGCGCAUCUGGCGUUGCCACGUCGGGUGUGGGAGGCUACGAAGACCGCGGGCUUGUCGGUUCCUUGCACACUGCGCGCGGCCUUGUAUUACUGGAGUUAGGUCGCACAAUGGAAGCGGUAACGGCUCUUCACGAAGCGGUCCGCGUGCUCGGGGCCAGCGGAGGCGGCGACGCAGCGGGGGGUGCUGGCAUCGCGGGCACCUUGCUCUCUCGCGCAUUGGAGAUCUGGGCACUGGAAGGUCAAGAAUCCGAGCAACUCGUGUUCGAAGAAACAAGAACGACCACCAGUCGGAGCUCCACGCGAUCGUCCAAGGGCAAGGGGAAGAGCGUCUCCCGACGACGCGCCGUGCCCGAGAGUUCAUAUGCAGAAGAAUGGACGGACGAGGUGGUGCAGGUCGACGCACCGGGCGCGGCCCUCCAGCCGGAAACGCUCGAGGAGAAAGUGGAAAUGGAGCUGGACGACGAAGCGGACGGCAUGUUGCGGCAGGCCAUCAGUCGCGUGCGAGGUGGACGAAGUCGACGACCGGCGGAGCUGGAUACUGACGAGACGCCCGGGCCGGUGGGCAGUCGGAGUCGCGGGACGAGGACGGUGCGCAGCAACGCGAGGCAGCAGUGAGAUGACCAUGACAUUGGAGCAUAGACAACUGGGCGUUCGGUUGGAUGAAUUAUACCCGGGUAUCGUUGUAGUUGG